UGCCUGAUCCACAUGGCUGCCAAGGCUCCGGUCGCAAAUCCUAGGAUGUCAAAAAUAGGAUUAGCGCGAAAGGCGGAUUCCCCCCCUGGUUUCUAUUUUUGAUCCCGAGUCUUCGUUCGCUCCUGGCGUCCCUGGGUCAACACCGGCUAUCGGUCUGACAGACCGAUGAAUCAAACGCAGAUGAAACCUCAAUGACGCAUCCUUUUACUGUCACCACUUGAUCUUCUCUUGACUGUCAUCUCGCGAGGAAAGAAUGUCCCCAUGAUCUCCCCGCUUGCCUCCUCUAAGGCCGGUCCCCGCUGGGUUCCCCGCCGCCGAUAUGGGUUCCGCCGACGCGUCGCCCUCCUCGUGGGCCUCGGCUUAGUGAUUUGGACAAUGCUCCAGGUCCUCUCGAUUCACCACCAUGUCGCUCUCGUGAACGCUCGCCCUCCCCCCCCACUACCCUCCGAUCGUAUCUUCAUCGCCAGUACUCAUUGGAAUAACGAGCGCAUCCUCCGAAGCCAUUGGAAUGACGCCGUCGUUGACUUGGUCCGGACCCUUGGCUCUGAGAACGUCUUUGUGAGCGUGUUGGAAAGUGGUAGCUGGGAUGACAGCAAGGGAGCUCUGCGCGAGCUGGAUACAAGACUAGAUCGACUUGGUGUGCGACGCAACAUCACUCUGUCCCACACAACACAUCAGGAUGAAAUCUCCGCUCCGCCCGGGCGUGAUGGCUGGAUUAAGACCCCGCGGGGACGGACAGAGCUUCGACGCAUUCCAUAUUUGGCUCGGCUACGCAACUGGACUUUACAACCAUUGGAAGACUUGGCGCGACAAGGGAUCACUUUUGACAAAGUGCUUUUCCUGAAUGAUGUCGUGUUUACGGUCGACGAUGUAGCGACCUUGCUAAAUACCAAUGACGGGGUCUACGGGGCUGCUUGCUCCCUGGACUUCUCCAAACCCCCUCUAUAUUACGAUACCUUCGCUCUGCGUGAUUCCCAGGGCGAUGAACACGUCAUGCAGACCUGGCCAUACUUCCGCUCUGGCAAUUCGCGUAGAGCACUCAUCAGCAUGGAGCCAGUUCCAGUCAGAAGCUGCUGGAAUGGGAUGGUGGUAAUGCCCGCCACGCCUUUCGUGUCCUCUUCACCACUACGAUUCCGUGCUGUCCCUGACUCCCUCUCGCUAUCUCACCUUGAAGGCUCAGAGUGUUGUCUCAUCCACGCUGACAACCCUUUGUCACAACUCCACGGAGUCUACCUUAAUCCCCAGGUCCGCGUCGGGUACAAUCCAGAAGCGUAUGCUGCGGUGCAUCCGACUCGGGCAUGGUUGUCCUUGCAAAAUCUUGCCGUGGCUCUCUGGGAGAAUCGGAUUCGACGCUGGACAACCUCUUCCUAUUUCAAGAUGCAAGUUGUUCGCAGUCAUGUCGCAAAGUGGGAGAAGGAUCAUCCUCAGCAGCGAGAAAGCGGUGAUUUUUGCUUGAUCAAUGAAAUGCAAGUUCUGGUCGCCAACGGUUGGGCGCAUGUCUGAGUUUGCAGCAUGUGUUCCACUUCAGUUGAGCAAUCAUUUGCAAUCCCAUCCAACCACAAGCUAUUGUGAAGA
Molecule: messenger RNA, 1575 nt
Organism: Aspergillus aculeatinus CBS 121060
Lineage: Eukaryota; Fungi; Ascomycota; Eurotiomycetes; Eurotiales; Aspergillaceae
Product: glycosyltransferase family 69 protein
Exons: 3
Coding region: 262-1503 (413 amino acids)
Source: RefSeq, a predicted model, not a curated record